AUGGCAGAAAUUGACGAAGACCAGCUUGAAGACAUGAAAGACUGCUAUUCAAUCUUUGACAAGAAGGGGGAUAUGAAGGUCGAGAGCGAUAAAUUGAUCGACGUUCUUCGUUCCCUGGGCCUAAAUCCACUUACUGAUGACGUCAACAAGUGCAUAGAUGACUCAAAACUGAAAGGAACUCGUGUCGACUUUGAAACAUUCUUCGGCAUCUACAAGUACAUUUCUACAAAGCCAACUGUUGGAAGUUAUGCAGAUAUGGUUGAAGGGCUAAAGACGCUGGACAGAGACCAGAGCGGAAUGGUCAAUUCAGCAGAGCUACGUCACAUCUUGGGGCAUGUCGCUGACAGAAUGACAGAAGAAGAAGUUAAUUGCUCUGUGUCUCCUCAUGAAACAGCUGAAGGCCAAAUACCAUACGAAACACUUAUCAAAAGUGUCAUGGCAGGAUGA
Molecule: messenger RNA, 447 nt
Organism: Rhopilema esculentum
Lineage: Eukaryota; Metazoa; Cnidaria; Scyphozoa; Rhizostomeae; Rhizostomatidae
Product: myosin, essential light chain
Cellular component (GO): myosin II complex
Molecular function (GO): calcium ion binding
Source: RefSeq, a predicted model, not a curated record